Oikopleura dioica is the source of this 753-nucleotide messenger RNA. Lineage: Eukaryota; Metazoa; Chordata; Appendicularia; Copelata; Oikopleuridae. The record is from the annotation of a GenBank genome assembly.
AUGAUGGGUAAUCAGAUGAUGGGAAGCAUGGGACAGCAAAUGGGCCAUCCUGGCAUGAUGGGACCAAUGGGCCAAAUGGGACACCCACAGCAUCAGGGGCAUCCGCAGCAGAUGGGAGGAAUGAUGAAUCAAAUGGGAGCUCACGGUAUGGGAAUGGGACAAAUGAUGAACCACAAUCAAGGGCAGUCACAUUUCAAUCCGAUGAACCAAGCGAUGAUGAACCAGCCACCGGCACAAAUGAUGAAUCCAAUGAAUCAAAUGCAAAAUCCAUCUCAAAUGGGUGGACCCCAACAAAAUCCGCCUCAUUCGCAGAUGGGUUCAACGCCUAUGCCAGGGCAGCAGAAUAUGGUUCAACAGCAGCAAAUGAAUCAUGCCCAGGACCAAGAGCGAAAUAGAUUCAUUGCUGAACUGGAGUUCGUCCAGUGCCUUGCAAACCCGAACUAUAUCAAUUUCCUUGCACAAGAAGGAUAUCUAAAAAAGACAGAGUUUCUUAAUUAUCUGAGGUAUUUGGAGUAUUGGAAAGAUCCAAAAUAUGCAAAGCUGAUAAGAUACCCGACCUGCCUUCGUUUUCUCGAGCUUCUCUUGGACCCUCACUUCCGGGAAGCGAUCGCGAUGAAAAAGAACGCCAAAGAAAUUGAUGAUCAGAUUUUGCUGGCUUGGAACAGAAGGCAUCGUAUUCGCAACGAAAGGAUGCAAAAGGCGCACGCGAGACAAGAACAAAACCUCGCAAAUCAAAACAGCAAAUCCGCCUAA